Molecule: messenger RNA, 1130 nt
Organism: Odontomachus brunneus
Lineage: Eukaryota; Metazoa; Arthropoda; Insecta; Hymenoptera; Formicidae
Product: cuticle protein 64-like
Exons: 3
Coding region: 59-364 (101 amino acids)
Source: RefSeq, a predicted model, not a curated record
UCGCGCGCCCCUCGAACACGUAGUGUUUCCCGCAUACACGCAAGAAAAACCGCUCGCCAUGAAGUGCUUCAUUGUCCUCCUUGCCAUCGUGGCGGCCGUCAGCGCUGGCGGAUAUGGCGGAUAUGGCCAUGGUCCCCAGGUGAUCCACCUGCCGGCUGGCCCCCAGAUCCCAGCCCAGAACCCCGCCCCGCUCGCCCCCCACGGCAAUGACCAUACCACCAGGAUCCACUACUCUGGCUCGCAUGUGGGUCAUCCACACUUGGUGGGUGUUGAGCACUACAACGCGGCCCCGCACUACGAACCCAGCGUCACGAACGUCGCUGUCGGUCACGGCGGAGGAUACGGAGGAUACGGCCAUCACUAAGAAGAAGUCCCCAGACAGCCAGCAGACCCGCUGGUCCGGGGUGGUCCACGCCGAGCGCGUCAUCCUGAGGCUGAUAUGAAGGCAGCUCGAGGCAUAUAUACAUUCAGCGAGACCACGCAGACGCGAGAUCACAAAUAGACGGGCCGGCGACCGGCGAUUGAUCGGUUGUAUAGGUUAAACCGUCGAUUUUACGUCGCGAGCGCGUCCUCCACCCGCCGGACGAUUCCGAUCAGGCGGCAGGGAGGACACGUCGUUGGGUCGCACACGCGACCCACGGCGGCUCGAUCAGUGGGAUUCGACUGCCUCAGGAUAGCCGCACGUCUUGGGCCACUCGAGGACCGCAGAGACCAGGCAGCCAGACUCUAAGCAAAGCCCCUUUUUUAUCUCUUCUUCUUCUUCUUCUACGACCACUUAUUCAGACUAUUCUCUUCUGACUCUUCUCUUCGCCACCUUGACGCUACAUAUGACACGCAUCACACAUCACUACCCACCACCACACAGAGUAUGCGCGGAGACCAAGGAAAAAAGAUCUAGCAGGCCAUCCAUCUGCCUCCGACAACACCCCCAACGAUCAGCCAUUCGCCCAUCGUCUCGUCAUCGAAAUUAGUUGUGCGGCAUGACCUCGAAGAAGACACCACGACAUCAGAGCGGACGCCCUCUUUCUCCCCCCUGCCCCCCAACCCUUUAUCAUUCGUCUCUCCCGGCAACAACACUUUUAUUUAUUUUGUAAUAAAAGUUGAUUUUUAUGUCUUGUGAUAAAAAAGAA